AUGCCUAAUCGAGUUUUUUUAGAGCCUUCUGGUAUUAAGCCCUGUUACGAGGAAUCUGAUGGUGAUAAUAUCCCAAUCCUCGAGAAGGUGAAGAAUUUGCAGAUUAAGUUUCUCAAGAAAACACCUGAAUUUUCUGUCGUCGAGAUCGCCGGGCUAGACGUUUCCUUCGCCAACGCGCUAAGAAGGAUUCUUAUUUCAGAAGUUCCCACUCUUGCCGUUGAAACUGUACAGAUAUACCAGAAUACUGGAGUAGUCCAGGACGAAUUGUUGGCACACAGGCUUGGAUUAAUUCCCUUUUCAAUCGAUCCAGAUCUUUUUAAUUUUAAGAGUAGUUCCAAGAAUAAUCAUUGUUUUGCAGAUUGUGAGGAGAUAAAUGAUAAAAACAGUGUAUGCUUUAAGCUCAAAGUUAAGUAUAAUAAAUUCGAUCAAUCGGAAUAUCUUUCCAUAUAUAGUAAUGAUUUGAAAUGGGUGCCAUUAUCUAAUAAUCAAGAGAUAAUGUUUAAGGAUAAUCCUCCGAAACCAGUUUAUGGCGAUAUUUUAAUUACUAAAUUGGGUCCAGGACAGGAGAUAGAUUUGAAUAUGUAUCUUGAGAAGGGGAUUGGGAAGGUGCACUCAAAGUGGUCUCCAGUCUCAACUGCCGUCUACAAAUUCAUGCCCAAAAUUGUAUAUAACGUUGAUAUUUUAUUAGAAUUUUCUGCCGAUCAUAAGUUAACUGCUACCGAGAAGAAAAACUUACCAAAGAUUUGUCCAAUGAAUGUUUUUUCGUAUUCUAAAGGAGAGGUGAAUAUUGAGAAUCCGCUGAAUUGUACUAGUUGCCGCCGUUGCUUGGAGUUGUACCCCAAGAAGAUAAUUAUUUCAAAACUGACCAAUCAUAUUAUUUGUACUUUUCAAUAUUUUAAUCACUUUUCAGUUUCUAUUGAAAGUUCAGGUUCUGUUACAAGCUACGAUUUAUUACUGGUAUCCCUUUACGAUUCUUGUUCAAACAGAUAG
This is a messenger RNA of Theileria annulata, 990 nucleotides long. RefSeq names its product DNA-directed RNA polymerases I and III, 40 kDa polypeptide, putative. Gene Ontology annotation, cellular component: RNA polymerase I complex; RNA polymerase III complex. The record is from RefSeq and is a predicted model, not a curated record. The coding region runs from base 1 to 990 and encodes 329 amino acids. Gene Ontology annotation, molecular function: protein dimerization activity. Lineage: Eukaryota; Apicomplexa; Aconoidasida; Piroplasmida; Theileriidae. The transcript has 6 exons. Gene Ontology annotation, biological process: DNA-templated transcription.